This is a messenger RNA of Triticum urartu, 559 nucleotides long. RefSeq lists its product as uncharacterized. The record is from RefSeq and is a predicted model, not a curated record. Lineage: Eukaryota; Viridiplantae; Streptophyta; Magnoliopsida; Poales; Poaceae.
UUCUGGAGGUGCCCAGUUUCAGCAAAAUUGUUGUCUUUUCCCUUCUGAAAUAAAAGCUGAUCUUCAAGUUCUGAUAGUCAGAUAUGAUUAUUAUGUAUGACUAUAUCAUCAACAAGGUGUUUUUAGUACCAAAUGAUGAAUAUUUCAACCACUAUUUGGCGUACUAUGAGCCUGUACUCAUGAAAUGCACUGCAAGGAAAUACGCACCUACAAGUUGUCCCUAUAAGAUUAAGGUAUGUGGCAUGCAAGCAGAGGAGAGGAUGAACUUGACAUUUACUAAUACUACUUCAUAUUUGAUCUCACAAGAUUCAAAAGAUAAAUGGAGGAUUAUAUGGGUGUGUGGCAAGUAUACUGCAAUGACAAUAAUGAUGUUCCUGUUCGUGAUGAUGAUGAUGAUGCUGGAUGCUUUCAGUUUUAAUUAAGUUGUAGGGAUGAUGUUCCUCGGUUAAGUUUUAGAUAAGUUGUAGGGAUGUGAUGGAUGCUUUUAGUUUAAGUUUGCUAUCAAGAAAAUAUUUAGAUUAUACAUCACAUUAGAUGAUGUUCCUGCUGUAAUAAUCAC